Oryza brachyantha (malo sina) is the source of this 1430-nucleotide messenger RNA. Its product is annotated as UDP-arabinopyranose mutase 1. The record is from RefSeq and is a predicted model, not a curated record. Lineage: Eukaryota; Viridiplantae; Streptophyta; Magnoliopsida; Poales; Poaceae. The coding region runs from base 93 to 1187 and encodes 364 amino acids. Gene Ontology annotation, cellular component: cytosol; Golgi apparatus. Gene Ontology annotation, molecular function: UDP-arabinopyranose mutase activity. Gene Ontology annotation, biological process: UDP-L-arabinose metabolic process; plant-type cell wall biogenesis. The transcript is spliced from 4 exons.
GAAGGCCACACCCCACACACGCGCAAGCACACCAAGACCUCUUCUUCCUCCUCCACCUCCUCUGCUUGCGCGCGCGAGAUCCCGGGGGGGCAAUGGCGGGGACGGUGACGGUGCCCUCGGCGUCGGUGCCAUCGACGCCGCUGCUGAAGGACGAGCUGGACAUCGUCAUCCCGACGAUCCGCAACCUGGACUUCCUGGAGAUGUGGCGGCCCUUCUUCCAGCCCUACCACCUCAUCAUCGUGCAGGACGGGGACCCGGCCAAGACCAUCCGCGUCCCCGAGGGCUUCGACUACGAGCUCUACAACCGCAACGACAUCAACCGCAUCCUCGGCCCCAAGGCCUCCUGCAUCUCCUUCAAGGACUCCGCCUGCCGCUGCUUCGGCUACAUGGUCUCCAAGAAGAAGUACGUCUUCACCAUCGACGACGACUGCUUCGUUGCCAAGGACCCAUCUGGCAAGGAUAUCAAUGCUCUUGAGCAGCACAUCAAGAACCUCCUCAGUCCAUCCACCCCAUUCUUCUUCAACACCCUGUACGAUCCCUACCGCGAAGGUGCCGACUUUGUCCGUGGGUACCCCUUCAGCCUCAGGGAGGGUGCCAAGACUGCUGUCUCUCACGGCCUGUGGCUUAACAUCCCUGACUAUGAUGCUCCUACCCAGAUGGUCAAGCCUCGUGAGAGGAACACCAGGUAUGUUGAUGCUGUCAUGACUGUGCCCAAGGGAACCUUGUUCCCCAUGUGUGGCAUGAACCUUGCUUUCGACCGUGAGCUCAUCGGUCCUGCAAUGUACUUUGGCCUCAUGGGUGAUGGCCAGCCUAUUGGUCGCUACGACGACAUGUGGGCUGGAUGGUGCAUGAAGGUCAUCUGUGACCACCUGAGCCUGGGAGUGAAGACUGGCCUGCCAUACAUCUGGCACAGCAAGGCUAGCAACCCCUUCGUCAACUUGAAAAAGGAAUACAAGGGCAUCUUCUGGCAGGAGGAGAUCAUCCCCUUCUUCCAGAAGGCCACCAUCCCCAAGGAGUGCGACACUGUCCAGAAGUGCUACCUCUCCCUUGCAGAGCAGGUCAAGGCGGAACUUGGCAAGGUCGACCCCUACUUUGUUAAGCUCGCUGAUGCCAUGGUCACCUGGAUUGAGGCCUGGGAUGAGCUGAACCCCUCGGCUGCUGCUGUCGAGAACGGCAAGGCCAAGUAGAUUGAUCCUGGGAGCUUGUAUCCCAUGAUGGAAUUACCCUUUUAAGUGAACAAGUGUUGCUGUGGCCUAGGCCCCCCCUAGAUAUAGCUCUUUUUGAGAAGGGAGAGAUUACUUAAGCAACUUUAUAAUUCUUUGUUAUGCUGGUUCUUUUGUAGCUGGAAAAGGAUUUGUUAUCAUCAUUUACAUAAUUCAGACAAUAAUAAUUUUAUCAUGUAAUUUUUAUAGUCGAGCUUGGUUGCUAAA